Acytostelium subglobosum LB1 is the source of this 3840-nucleotide messenger RNA. RefSeq lists its product as hypothetical. The record is from RefSeq and is a predicted model, not a curated record. The coding region runs from base 1 to 3840 and encodes 1279 amino acids. Gene Ontology annotation, biological process: L-glutamine metabolic process. The transcript is spliced from 3 exons. Lineage: Eukaryota; Evosea; Eumycetozoa; Acytosteliales; Acytosteliaceae. Gene Ontology annotation, molecular function: glutaminase activity; protein binding.
AUGUCAUUAUAUAAGUGGUAUCAAUCCAAUAAUAAUGUGGUCAUCAGUAUCGACCUACCGGAUAACACGACACGUUCGGAUAUAGUGUCAGACCUCUCGGCGGACAAUGUUACAGUGUCGGUCGGUGUGGUGGGCUGUGUGACUCACAUCGAGGGCACGCUGUUUGCCCCGGUCAAGGGCACAAAGGUGGUGCUCAAGGAAAAUAUAGCACUGAUCUACAUGGAGAAGGCUCAGCAGGCCAACAAGUGGCCAAUGCUGCUGGCCGACGCCACCCACCACCAGCGUGCACGUGUUGUCUACGACUAUGCCGGCCAGGGAGACGAGGGCGAGCUUGCCCCGCUCUGGGUCAACGAACUGGUACUCAUCAUAGAGAAAGACGAGUCGGGCUGGUGGGAGGGCUCCAAACUCGAGCAGACCGGUGUGUUCCCAAGCAACUUUGUUGAGGCCUACGAUGCAGAUUAUCAACCUCCAGAGGAUGUUGAUCUAUCUCAGGAGCUUGCCAAGUCGGAGGAGUCACAGACAAUGAACUCGAUGGCUCGUAUUGGAGGCAUUAACAUUAUGGGUGCAGAGUUGAAGAACAAGUUGAACUUGAGAAAGACUGCCGCACUUUCAAAGGAUGAGGUUAAAGAGGCCAACAAUGGACCAGCACAAUCACCAGCACCAGCACCAGCAACAUCAUCAUCAGCAUCAUCAUCAGAUAGUGAGAGCAACACUCCAGCACCAGCGCCCACGCCAAUUGCUGUACAAUCACCAGACAAGGAGGUCUCAAAGCCUGUGGUCAAGAAGCCACCACCUGUUGCACGAACAUACUCUACCACCUCCACUGAUUCAACUUCAUCUUCCUCAUCAUCAUCAACACCAGCUCCAGCACCAGUACCUGUACCAGCACCUCAGGUUCAAGCACCAGCUCCAACUCCUGCGGCAGCAUCUGCCCCAGCUCCAGCACCAGCCCCAACCCCUGCUCAGCCAGCAGCUUCCAAUCCCCCACCUCAACAGAGCAAGCCACAGCCACCUCCACCCCAGCAACAGCAACAACAGCAUCAAGAGACGUCUGAGAAGGGCAGCAGUGGAGGUGGACUCAAGUCCUUGUUCAAGAAGCCACUAAAGAUCAUCUCGGCCAUCCAUGGCAUGGACUCAUCGGAGAAGUCAUCACAUCAUCAAAAGGACAACAAGAUACGUGCUAUUGUCUUGUUCGACUUUGAGACAGAGGAAGCCGGAGAGUUGGGACUGACAGCCGGCGAGACGAUUACAAUCCUGGCCAAGGACAACACUGGAUGGUGGCAAGGAGUCAACGCACAGGGCAAGCAAGGAUGGUUCUCGCACACCUUUGUCGAGGAGAUCAAGGAGGCGCCACAAACAUCAUCCAAGGACAAGGAGAAGGAUAAGCCACAGCAGCCUCCAAGAAACUUCCAACAGAAUUCGACCCCAGCACCAACGAGCGCUCCAGCCGCCGCACCAACUUCAGCACCACGCCCAGCGUCGCCAACCACAGACGCCGACGCAGAGGAUGAGGACUUUAAUGCGGAUGCUAUAUUGAGCGAGAUUAGAUCGCCAGACUCUCAAAAGUUGGAGCAUGUCAAGAAGCCUGUGGCCGCUCGUGGCCGCAAGCCACCUUCAAGAUCGAGAGCUUCAUGUUUGUUGUCGCCAGAGGAGCGCGAGGAGCGUGAAAAGAUGAGGUCACAGUACUACUCUGUGUCGCCACUUUCAAGCUCGGGCAACUUUAAUGAGAUGUUGGGUGAAGCAUCUGACGAGUCGACCGAGUCUUCUGAGGCCCCUGCUGCAGCUCCACAGCCCAGAGUGCCCACAGGCGUCAGCCCAUUCAACCCUGCUGCUGCGAUCGCCAAGGAGAUCAAGGAGAAGAGUAGCAGCGGUGGCCCAGCCAUGGCUAACAAGUCCGAUCGCGACAAGAUUCGAGCACAGUUCUUCUCUCUGGCCCCAGCCAAGAGAGCAGCAGAGGCUCCAGCACCACCUGUCACCAGCAUCGACAAUGAGGAGGGUAGCUCGGCUGAGAGGGUCAAGCCACCACCCCCAGCGCCAAGACGCGCCAACCCAACACCAAACACAGCAGCCCCUGCUCCCUCAAGUGGAGGCGCAGGUGCUGCCGGCAGUCCAGCGGUUAUCUCAACCUCUGGCGAGAUUGGACCACCACCUUUGGCAGACAUCAGCGCAGCUGAGCAACAACAGCAGCAGCCACAAUCACAGCCAACACAGCAGCCACAACCGGUUGUCAUGAAGCCCAAGCCACCAAUGAUAAAGAAGCUUGUGCCACGUCCAGUUGCGGCGGCUGCAUCAGGCGAACAGGCAUCAGCCUCAUCACCUUCAACACCAGCAGCGGCAGGAGCACAGAUCAACCUACCACAGCUCGAUGACGACGGAUCCAACAAAGAGAAGGCACCUCCCAGACCAGUCAUCAAGCUGGUGCCCAAGCCCAAGCCCGUCCCACCACCCUCAGCUGCAGCUCCACAACAGCCAGCAGCAAGCAACACAGAUGCCCCAGCUGCCAACAACAACACAACAGACUCUGUCGCCACACCAUCGCCAGCCCCACCAGUUGCUGCCAAGCCCAAGCCAGUGGUCGUGCGCAAGGAGGCUCCACCUCCCAAGCCAGCUGCACCAGCUGUCCCAGCGCCUGUACCAGAGCCAGCAUCAAUCCAAACACCACCAGCACCAGCAGUGGCCGCAGCCAUCGAACAGCCUGCCACUACACCUGCACCCGCACCUGCACCUGCUGCCGUUGUAGCAGUGGAGCCAACGCCAUCGCCAGCGACACCAGACGAACAACCAACACCUGUAACAAUAGUACCAUCCCCAACUAAGCAACAACGUUCACCGCAGACGACAUCAUCGCCAGCAUCAACCCCAGCUCCAGCCCAAGCCCCAGCCUCCCCAUACGACUCAAUUUUCAAGGAGCUGGCCGCUGUCACGAAGCAGGUGUCAUCAAUCUCCCUGCCCAAGAGCACAUUUGGUCAUCAGUACCCCGAGCUGGCCGAGUCGUUCCUUUCCGUCUCUGCAUGUAGCGUCGACGGCAAGCAAUGGAGCAACGACAACGAGCUGGCCCACAGCGUCCGCAUCCCCCUGUUCCAGGUGGUCUGGCCCUACAUCUACUGUAUCCUCGCCGACGAGAUUGGCCAGGAUGAGGUCGACAAGUACAUUGGCGACCAGCCACUCGAGUCGCGCUUCGAUCGCCCAUUCACACAGCAGAAGAAGGUGCACAACGCCUUUUGCCAGGGCGCCGCGCUGACCGAGUCACACCUGCUCUCCCAAAAGUAUCCCAACGCCUCGGCCAGGAUCUCACACCUGCUCGCACGCAUCCAGAAGCUGGUCAAGGGUCAUGUGGCCUGUGACAUGGGCUGCUACCUAUCACAAAAGGCUGAUGCCUCUGAUGAGGUGACCACGGCGCACUUGCUCAAGAGUGCCGGACUUCUGAAACAGCCAGACGAGAUCAUUGAUAUUUAUUACCAACUCAACGCGAUCCAGUUGAGCACGUCUCAAAUAGCAACACUUGCUGUAACCUUUGCCGCUGAUGGAAUAAGUCCUUUGACCAAAUCGUGCUUGGCCAGCAAAGAGAUUGUAAAUAGAAUACUGUCGUCAUUGAAGAAUAACAACGUUGAUCCACUCACAAAGAGAUUGAACAACGGUGCCGAACAACAGAAGUAUGAACUGCUGUCAAUCCAGAGUGAUAGUGGCGUGAUGAUCUUGGUGAUACCAGGUGUUAUGGGUGUGGCCGUGUGCACUCAAUCGGCCAAACAGAACGAUGUUGCCGAUCCACCAGUUGGCAUAUUCAACAACGACAAGCACAACGAGUUUGCACAGCAACUUGCCAAGGCAAUCAACAACUAA